AUGGGUAAACGGAAGAGCUCCAGCAAACCUCAGGGACCCAAGAAGGCUGUCCCUCUGCCUACGACCUUUACCUGCCUCUUCUGCAACCACGAGAAGUCUGUGACCGUGAAGCUUGAUAAGAAACUCGGCAUUGGCUAUUUGGAGUGCAAGGUCUGUGGCCAGAAGUUCCAAUGCGCCAUCAACUCCGUUGAUGUUUACGGCGAGUGGGUAGAUGCAGCUGAUUCCGUGGCCAAGGAGAAAGUCGAGAAUGAGACCAGUGGUGGCCGACUGGGCCUCGCCGAUUCGGGUCGCUAUGCGCCUGGCCGCGUAGGCCCACCAUCGCGAGACAUUGACGACGACGACGAUGGCGGAGACAGACGAUACGCGGGCGAAGGCAUUGUGGACGACGAUGAAUACUGA
Messenger RNA from Sporothrix brasiliensis 5110, 399 nucleotides. RefSeq names its product transcription elongation factor. The record is from RefSeq and is a predicted model, not a curated record. The coding region runs from base 1 to 399 and encodes 132 amino acids. Gene Ontology annotation, biological process: transcription elongation by RNA polymerase II. Lineage: Eukaryota; Fungi; Ascomycota; Sordariomycetes; Ophiostomatales; Ophiostomataceae. Gene Ontology annotation, molecular function: RNA polymerase II complex binding. Gene Ontology annotation, cellular component: transcription elongation factor complex. The transcript has 4 exons.